UUGCAGGCAGGUUUCUAUAAUUUUGGAUACUGCAAAAUUCCACUCUUGACGAGGACUUCGCAAAGAUGGCGGCGAACGAGUCGCUUCGGAGGCAAAGCGAAACCCGAGAGUCAGCUAUCUUCACGCAAACCAUUCGAGAGCGGACAGGAGAGAGAGAGGAAAUUCAUAAGAAGACCUUCCAAAAAUGGAUCAAUUCAAAGCUUGCAAUGGCCGUGCCACCUUUAGAGGUGAAGGAUCUUAUCGAGGAAGUCCGAGAUGGACAUGUGUUCCUUUCUCUGCUGGAGGUCCUCUUGGGAACAACACUGAAAAGAGAGAAAGGCCGAAUGCGCGUCCAUAAACUCACCAAUGUGACAACAGCACUGAAGGUGUUGGAAAAAAACAAGGUCAAACUUGUUGGGAUCAGCAAUUACGACAUUGUCGAUGGAAAGAGCACGACCAUUCUUGGACUGAUAUGGAGUAUUAUUCUACGAUUCCAGGUGCAAGGCGUAAUGACUGGAGAUGACUCUGGAGAUUCCAGCGUCAAAGAUUUUCAAGUCGAGAAAAAACUGCUUUCUUGGUGUAAGACAUCGCUUGAAGGGUACGAGGAUUCCGUUAAAUUGAAAGACUUCACAACAAGUUGGAGAGAUGGUCUAGCUUUCAACGCCAUCAUCCAUACUCACAAGCCAGAGCUGUUUCGAUUUGAGAGCCUUUUAAAAAAUGAUAACAAGACAAAUCUUGAUCACGCCUUUAACGUGGCGAACGAAGAGUUUUCAGUUCCGAAGCUGUUGGACCCAGCAGAUAUUGACGUGGACAAGCCAGAUAAAAAGUUGAUCAUGAUGUACUUGACCAGCUUAUUUCACGGCUUGAGAGAAUACUCACCACAGGGAGGAAAGAAGAGAAGAAAACUUGACGAUUUGGCGGGCCUUGAAGCUUACCGAGCAUCAUUGAGAGACCUGAAUGCUUAUAUCACACAAGAAGAAACCCUGGUAUCCAACAAGCUGGAAUCGACUGGCCGUUUUGGCAAUCCUUUAGAAGACUACAACAAAUCAAAGUCUUUGAUGGAUGACAUCAAAAAUCAUCGCCAGGACGUGGGAAAUGUAGAGGAUAUGGGCCAGGCUUUGAUAAUGAAUGACAAGACAGACGAGAUCCACCGAACAGAGAUCAAGAACCAGCUACUGCUGCUCCACGAUCGAUGGGAAAAAUUGGAAAAACUCUCACAGAGACUUCAUAAACGAUGUCGGGGGGCUCUCGUUUCACCCCGGGAGCAACAGAUUGACAUCUACAACUCGUGGAUACAACAAAUGAGAAGUGAGAUAUCAAAAAGAGGAAGAUCUCAAAGCCAAACAGAGAUCAGAAGAGAGAUCGAUGAACACGAGGGAUCUAUGGUACGGAUCGAUUAUAAAAAGAAGGAAGUCGAUCGCGUUAUCAGUGAAGUUAACGAACUCUGUCUGGAGCCUUACGUCGACGAAGAAGAUCGUGAGAUAUUACGAGGAAAGCAGAAAGAUUUAAACAUCAACUGGGACACAAUGACAACAGAGGCUCAUCAAAAGAGCAAAGAAUUGAAGGACAAGUUGUCCCCGUCUUCUUCAGCAGAGGAAAACAGAGAAACGGAACUGCUUGUACAAGUUUCUCAAGACAGUGUUCAGUCAACACCUUCAGAGUUUAGUACAUUUGAGAUACAACCAAACAUUCAACAUACUGUUGAAUCGCAACCCAAUGUUCACUAUCUCAUUGAUUUCGAAGAUGAUCACGUUGAUGGCGCAGAUCAGAUUGACAGCCACGGCAGAGAGGCCGAGAGGGACGCUAAACUCGACACAUUACGGGAUAAAAUGAACGCAGUUCAGUUGGUGUUGGAGAGAUGCUCAGGAAAGUUGGAGAACUUGAAAUCUUCUGGUGCCCCGAAUGAUUUGCCGGGGGUCAAGGAACAGCAAAACAUGGUGAAGGAUUGUGAUUCUGAACUAAAGGAAGGGGAGCCACUCUUGCAAGAUGUCAUUUUGUACGGAAGAGAGCUCUCACGAGACGAUCUGUUUGAUGAUAACGAGAAGGAGGAGAUCACACGUAACAUGGCUCAACUACAAGAGCACUACGAUGAACUGAGAAACUUUAUUGACGACGAACAAGAGGGUCUCAGUGAGCUGCGUAAUGAAUUGGAGAAACGAAACAAGAUCCGCGACUGGGAAAGAAAACGCGAUGAAUUAAAUGAGAAGCUAUCCCGCUGCGAGGAUAAGUUACGCCUUCAAAUUCAGGAUCAGCUAAGAGAAGAACUCGCACCCGGUGAAGAAAUCUUGGCUGCAGCAAAGAAUUUAUCGAAGGAAAUCUCCGAUCUUGAUCCUGAAGUAGCAAGAGUUACAGACGAUGGAAUUAAACUCGUAAAAAGUGAGAACAUUGGGGGUGACUUGGAAGAAAAAUUGGUCCAAGACAUAAACGAUAUCGAAGAAAGAUACGAGAAACUUAAAAAGAGCAGCAGCGCUGACGUAAAAAGACUGGAGGACGCAAUUUCUCAGAGAGAAUCUGAAAAGAGGGAGAAGCUUGAAAAAUGGCAGGAGGUUACUGAAAGAAUAUCAGUGAUUAAUGUUGAUACCCGUACAAAAUUACGAAACAUCAAGGAAAAGAAUCCCCACACCACCACUGAAAUACAGGAACAGCUCGAGGCGAUACAGAAAUGUACAAACGACGUUAUGUCUGUGUUUCCUGAAAUUCAAUCUGGUUAUGAUUACGGCAACGAUCUCUUGGCUGAUAAUCAACUUAGUGAUGAGGAUAGAGACAAGAUCGAGAAGGAAAUGAACAACAUUGGAGAGGAUUUCAAAGCUCUUCAGCAAGACAUAAAUGCCGAACAAGACAGGCUGAAUAACUUGUUGUCAGAAAAGGUAGCUGAGGAUGCUCGAGCUCAAGAUAAAUUGAAAAAGUGGCAAGAUGGUAAAGACAAGUUAAACUCCAAAUAUAAGAAGACCAGGGGCAAGUUCAACAAAGUCAAAGGUCAAGGAAUUCCCAAGGACCCGAAGAAAGUGCAAGAACAACUAGAACUUACCCGGGAAUGCUCGUCCGAGAUCGCUGAUUCAGUGCCAGAGAUCCAGCAGGCGUUUAAGUGCGCCGAAGAUCUGAUCAGUGACAAAAGUGUUGACACUAGAGAUAGAGAGUCAAUAAAGAAAGAAAGAAAUGAAAUUGGGGAAGGAUUUAAGAGCCUGAAGCUUGAACUGAAUGACUACGAGAAGGAAUUAGAAGACUUAGGCCUUCAACAAGAUAAAGAGAAAUCGGAGAAGAUUACAACAUGGCAAACAUGGAUCAUUCGAAUGAGGAAGUUACAGGAUAAGUGUCAAGCGAAGACAAAUGAACUCAAGGAAGCAAAUGAGCCACAAAAUAAGAAAGAAGUCGAAGAACAAAUGGUCCUUGUGAAGGAGUGUAAGGAGGAGCUGGAGGCCGCUAAACCGGUGAUUCACGAAGGUAUUGACUACGGGAAGCUCUUGAUAGAUGAUGAAAUACUUGAUGAUGAGGUUAAGGCUUCAAUCAAGAAGGACGUGAACGAUAUGGAAUAUAAUCUGGACAAAAUGGAGAAAGACAACGCUGACGAACAGGGCAGGUUGGAAAUUCUAGCCAUCCAGUUCGACACCGAUAAAAAGGACAAAUUAGUAAAAUGGGAAACUUGGAAGGUGAAAUUGAGAUCAAUUCUUGCUUUGAAACGAAACCACCUUGACGAGGUCAAGGCCGACGAUCCCACGAACCGGAACGUGGAGGAAUUAUUAGCGAAAGCAAAGGAUUGCGAGGAUAGCCUGACCAAUACAGAACCGGAGAUCAAGUUUGCUUUAGAUUAUGGUGAGCAACUCGUGGAUGACGAUCUGACUGAUCCUGAUGAAAAGCAAAAGAUCCAUGAUGAUGUGGUAGAAAUGGAACGAACUCUGAAAGACCUGAAGGAAGAUACCGCUAAAGAGAAACUAAGGUUGCAGCAAAUAUAUUUCCAACAAAACGAAGAAAAGGAGAAAAAACUGAAACAGUGGGAGAUAUGGGUUAUUCGUAUAAACAAACUACAGGGCGAAUGUCAGGAAAAAGUGAAAGAUUUGAAGUCUAAAGGAGAUCCUCAUGAUAAGAAGGACUUGGAAGAGCAGAUUGUUCUAGCUAAGGAAUUCGAGGAGGAGUUGCAAUCAGCCAAACCGGUGAUCGAUGAAGGUACUGCAUAUGGGUCGCUGCUUCUAAAUGAUGAUAUCGUUGACGAAGACAACAAGGCAAAAGUCAAACAGGACCUGGAUCACAUCGAAGAGGAUCUAAAAGAAUUAGAAAAAGCUAAUGGCGAUGAGCAGAAAAGGCUUGAAGAUAUUCUUUAUCAGAAAGGUGAAGAGCAAAAAGUCACAGAGUGGAAGAACCGGACCACACGCAUCCACAUUUUGAUAAAGGAUUGUGGUGACAAAAUGGCUGAACUACAAGCUAAGGGGAAUCCGAAGGACCGCGGGGAUACCGAAGAGCAAAUCACUUUGUCAAAGGAAUGCAGUCACAAACUACAGGCAUCAAAACCCGAGAUAAAUGCCGGUCUGGCAUUUGGAAAAGAACUAUUGGAGGAUGAUUACAUUAGUUACGUAAACAAGGCUAACAUCAAGCAAGACUUAAAUGAGCUAGGAGGAGACAUGGAGAGACUGGAGCGAGCCAACGAUGAACAAAUUGACGACACUAUCUCAAAACUCAAGAUGCAGCAAGAGGACAAGCUCCAGAAAUGGCAUGAGGGACUUGAUGAGGUCAGUGGAUGGGUAGUGAAGACAAGAGUUAAGGUUGAAGCCCAACAGAGACUGGCUACCGAUGUGGACGCUGCUUUGGAACAAAUAGAUGACUUUCAGGAAAUCAUCAAAGACGCUCCAGGUUAUCAAGAAAAGGUAACUCACCUAAACGAGUUCAGUGGCAACCUCGUUACUGACCCAUGUCUUGGGGAAGAAGAGAGGCGAGGUGUCCGCGAGGAAACUGUCAUCUGUAAUGAAAAUUGGAACGAUCUGGUUAAUCUCGCUAAUGCUAAGCAGGCCAGAAUGGAAGAAAACCUCAACAAAUUGGAACGACAAGAACAGGACGCUUUAGAGCGAUGGAGGAUUCGCUCAGAAAGAGCGGGUCUUGCAUUAGAUAAACUGGAGGGUCAGAUAUCUGUUAUUGAUGACCCUAUAGGGAAUGACAUAGAGACUGUCAGGAGACAGGAGGACGCGUUUGAGAUAUUUUCCAAUGAAAUGGAACUGAACACAACUCAAAUGCUUGACACUCUUGCCUUGGGAGAGAAAGUUAAAAAGGAUCCCAAGCUUACCCAGAAAAGGAAAGAUGAGGUGGUGGAACAUCUCAAUUCUUUGACAGCACGCUGGGACCGAAUAAAGGAUUUUGUUGCCUUGAGAAAAGAAAGACUUGAUGAAGCUUCCAAGAGGAUGCAGAGGGACAGACGGAAGAAGCUCGAUGAGUGGGAAGAAAAGGUUAAUCACUUCGAUAGUUUUUUACGAAAGGCAGAGAGAGAAACAGAGAGGCUAGAGCCAAUAGCAGAUGACCUGGAGACUGUUCAAAGACAAUAUGACGAUUUCCAGAAAACGAAUCAGCUUAUUGGACAGCAGAAGAAAGUAGAUGACUUCGAAACUUUCACCGUCGAAUUACUAGCAGACCCUGUAAUUGACGAGAGAUCAAAACAGAGCAUGGAGCACGAUAAAGACGACCGCCUUGAAAGAUGGGAAAGGGUCGUCGAAAAGAUUAAUGACCACCAGCAUGGAUUGGAAGAACAACUGACAAACUUGGAGAAAACUGAGGGUGAACUUUCGAGAUGGAAUGACCAAUUUGACAUAAUCCAGGUGGAGGCUGCGAAAGUUGAAAGCGUCUGUGAGCAGGAAAUUGCUCCAGAUUUCGACGCGCUGGAGAAACAGAAGACUGAAGUUCAGAGACUGAAGAAAACUGUAAACGUACUGGAUCCACAAGUUGACGACUUUCUCAAGAACUCUGACUGGUUGAUCGACCAAAGUGACGUCCCCGAAAAGGAUUUGGAGACUGUGGAGCAUGAGGCUGAAGUCUUCAAAAAACGUUGGAAUAAAGUAAAGUUCGAUCUUGACGCGAGACAACAGAGAAUCGAAGAUAAGCAUCUCAGCCUACAACAACGUCAAAAAGAUUUGUUAGGGCAGUGGAAGAACUCUUGUAACUCUACUCUUAAGUGGUUAUCUGACACCUCUGCGCGUGUGCAAGCUCAAGAUGUAACUCCUCCGGAUCUCGAUCACGCGCGGGCUCAAAGACAGGAAAUUGAGGACAUUUUGCGAGAAAUAAAACGGCACGACAAUCAGAUGGACAAGCUAGAUCAACUUGGAGACAAGAUUACUAACGACCCGAGUAUGCGUGACUUGGAGAGGAACUUGGUUAACAAUGAAAAAGCUACCAUUAUCGAACGCUAUAAAGGACUUCUUGCAUCAACGGAGGCUGCAAAAAACAGAUUGGAUGAUCAAAUUAAGCAAAUGGAGAAAGAGCAAGGAGAAAAGAUGAAGCUCUGGCCAGAAAAAACGGAUCCCCUUGAUAAAUGGCUGAUAAAGAAUGAGACAACUGUUCAGUCCCACGAGCCAAUCGGAUACGACAUCAGCUAUGUAAAAACACAAGAAAAAGACGCACAGGCAAUGAUCACUGAACUUCUUCAAGAGCAGCCAAAAUUCGCUGAGAUGACGGACUUUGGGAAUAAGCUGACAACGGAGCCUUGUGUAGGAUUAGAAGAGAGGGUAAAGAUUCAGAAAGACAUGCAAAGUCUCCACGAGAGAUGGGACGGGCUGUAUGAGUCAGCCACUUCAAGACAUGACAGGAUCCAAGACAGGCUAAAAAUAUUAGAAGACGAACAAAAACGACUGGCAGAUGAAAGAAAAAUGCUGGAAGAGGAAGAAGUACAGAGGCAAAUCGACAUGGAAAGGAGGCGAAAGGAAGAGGAAGAGAGAAGAAAGAAAGAGGCAGAGGAGAGAAGGAGAAGGGAAGAGGAGGCAAGGAAACGCAAGGAAGAAGAAGAACGGAAACGGAGGGAAGAAGAGGAAAGGAUAAGGAAAGAGGAAGAAGACAAACGGAAACGAAAGGAGGAAGAAGAGAAAAGGAGACGAGAGGAAGAAGCAAGGCAGAGGAGAGAAGAGGAAGAGAGAGAAAGACGAGAAGAAGAACAAAAGAGGAAGUUGGAACAGGAGGAGAGAAAAAGAAAAGAAGAA
Pocillopora damicornis (cauliflower coral) is the source of this 7145-nucleotide messenger RNA. RefSeq lists its product as uncharacterized. The record is from RefSeq and is a predicted model, not a curated record. Lineage: Eukaryota; Metazoa; Cnidaria; Anthozoa; Scleractinia; Pocilloporidae. Gene Ontology annotation, molecular function: protein binding.